CUAGGUAAGUAUGAGGCUUGUCUAGUUUUCAUCAUCCAUCAACAUGCACAAGUUAAUGAAGUUCUACAAAAAUUCCCAGUAGAGAGACUCUGAGUUAACCCAACUGGAGAACCUCAUUCCCAAGAAUGAGAUGGACCAUCUGAACGAACCUCGAUGGAUUAUAUCAAGAAGGUAAGCCUCUUUACUCAUAAGAAAAAAUAUCUUGGAGCUUCGAGGAGAUGGAACUUUAGAAAUAUUAAAAGUCUUGAGUGAAAAUUUUUCUAGUCUUAAAAAUUAUUCUGAACAAAAUAUUAUGAAAGAGAAUCUUAACAUCUAUAUUUGCAUUGAACAAGAAUUAACGAAAAUUAAGACUGCGUUUGAAUCAAGAAUUGAGACAGAAACACAUUGUCAUUACUAUUUUGGGUUCAGAGUCACUUUUGAGUUUAAUGUUGCCAUUCAUUUUAUAUGAAAAUUUCCUAAAUUUUCAAAUACUCUUAUCGUUUUUAAUGUGUCAGGCAUAAUCAUGUCUCUGUUUUUAUAG
Moneuplotes crassus is the source of this 520-nucleotide messenger RNA. Lineage: Eukaryota; Ciliophora; Spirotrichea; Euplotida; Euplotidae. The record is from the annotation of a GenBank genome assembly.